Molecule: messenger RNA, 1702 nt
Organism: Mytilus trossulus (common blue mussel)
Lineage: Eukaryota; Metazoa; Mollusca; Bivalvia; Mytilida; Mytilidae
Product: gigasin-6-like
Exons: 6
Coding region: 31-1638 (535 amino acids)
Source: RefSeq, a predicted model, not a curated record
CAGUCAUAUUAGGAACAGGUGACUAGCAGUAUGGCCGGUACUAACGUAUUAUUUACUGUUAUAAUCAUUUUGAUAUAUACUAUCUGCACAGUAGACAGUAUCAGUACCGCCAAUUUAGAGGCUAAUUUGGAUGAGUAUAUCAAUGCUGGACUGAAAUGUCAUACAAAGAAUCCCGGACUUGCUCUAGCAAUUGUAAAAGACGGAAAGGUUAUAUUGACAAAGGGCUAUGGUGUCCGAGAUUUGUCUACAAACUCGCCAGUUACUGAUCAUACAUUAUUUGGUAUUGCGUCCAUGUCCAAAGCAUUUGCUUCUACUCUCCUAGUAAAAUUGUUGGCCAAACAUACGAAUAUGAGUAUAUAUACUGAUAUUGCAAAGAUUUUACCAAAUUUCAAGUUUACAACACAUAUUCGUACUGACAAUGCAAACAUACGAGAUAUUCUAUCUCAUACUAUGGGAUUCCCACCUCAUAAUCUGAUGAGAUUGGACCCUAAUUUCACACGAGAUGAUAUUGCAAGUCGCUCACAGAAGGUGCAUAGUGUACAUCCUUUUCGCGAGUCUUACCUGUAUAACAAUAUGAUGUACGGACUGGCAAGUGUGGUAGCUGAAAGAAUUGGCGGGAAACGAUGGGAAGAUCUAAUUGAAGAAGAAUUAUAUACACCACUAGGAAUGUCAGGUUCUUCAUUCAUGACAAAAGUUGAUUUGAGUGGUAAUGUUGCGAAGGGAUAUGGAACUGAUGAUGCUACGGGAGGUCCUGUGCCAAUAAAUUUUGCCAUGAACAGACGGUGGGGACAAAUGGGCGGCUCUACCAAUAUCAUGAGUAAUGCGGUGGACAUCUCAAAGUGGAUGCUUUUCCAUUUGAGUAAGGGCCGUAACCAAGCAGGACAACAAAUCUUAAGUGAGAGUGAUAUGGCGACACUUCACCGAAGGCGGAAUACUAUUUCAGCUCCAACAUCAGAAAAAUAUUUCUCACAACCACAAGUUCCCGUGUCCUCGUUAGAAGAAAACUACGCCUUGGGAUGGAAAAAUGGUGUAUACAGAGGAUACAGAGUUUUACGACACACUGGUACAACUUGGGGUUAUAGUUCAUUGGUGACACUGAUUCCGGACAUGAACAUAGGGUUUUUCACAACAAUGACUGGUGCCGAUCCAGGAUAUCAAUUCCGCUAUUUACUCCACAACUACAUCGGAGACCUACUCCUAGGGGAGACGCCAUGGUUGAAUAAAACAACACUAUGUUCCUUUCCCGAACCGUGGUACAACCAAUCUACUAGCGUAUACCAUCCAAUUAACAAGCACAUUAACCCAACAAGGGCACUUAGUUACUAUGUAGGCGUUUACCAUAACAGUAUGUACGGCGACCUACACGUGACCAUGAAUACGUCCGCAAACACGUUGCAGAUGAAUUAUGGGAUAGGAUCAUGGCUUCUAUAUCCAAAAGUAACACAUGACAAAUUUGUGGGCGAAGGGACGAACAUUGUACACAAAAUUAUUGAUCUUUCUUCAAUUCAAUUUCAUUCUUCUAAUUUGCAUGGGAGAAGUACCAUUGAUAGCGUAAAAGUAAUUAGCUUUGAGACAAGAGCGCCACCUGUUUUCACCAAAACAAGUAGUCAUGUCAACACUGGGACUAUUGUCGGUUAAAAUUUAUAUAAGUUGAACGAUUGAAAUUUUGGAAGUGAAAAUAAAUAUUGAUUUGUGCAUUGUU